Cooperia oncophora is the source of this 1239-nucleotide messenger RNA. Lineage: Eukaryota; Metazoa; Nematoda; Chromadorea; Rhabditida; Trichostrongylidae. The record is from the annotation of a GenBank genome assembly.
AUGUCGGCUCGUGAUCGUGGAAAGAGACUAUACAAACUGGCCGACCUGAUGGAAGAACACAAGGAGGAACUGGCCACACUUGAGUCACUUGACGCAGGAGCGGUCUAUACGCUGGCACUGAAGACGCACGUAGGAAUGUCGAUCGAUGUGUGGCGCUAUUUUGCUGGAUGGUGCGAUAAAAUCGAGGGCCACACAAUCCCAAUUUCAAACGCCCGACCCAACUUCAACUUGACACUGACAAAGCGUGAGCCAGUCGGUGUGGUCGGUCUGAUCACACCGUGGAACUACCCGCUUAUGAUGCUAUCGUGGAAAAUGGCUGCCUGUUUAGGCCGCCGGAAACACGGUCGUUCACAAACCGGCUCAGGUGACACCACUUACUGCGUUGAAAUUCGCCGAACUAUCAGUACUGGCCGGAAUCCCUCCUGGAGAAAGCGAAAAUUCUUUCGGCAUAUCCAGACGUGCCGAAAAAUCGAUUCACUUAUCAACCGGAAUACGGCGCUCAGUUAUGCCAGCUGCGCCAAAUCAAACGUCAAAAAAGUGUCUUUGGAACUGGGAGGUAAAUCGCCAUUAAUCGUUUUCGCCGACGCAGACCUUGACAAAGCUAUCAAGCAGACCUGCAAUGCGGUGUUCUUCAACAAGGGUGAGAACUGUAUCGCAGCUGGAAGAAUUUUCGUUGCCAACAGCAUUCAUGACGAUUUCAUGGAGAAGUUGGUGGAAGAAACGAAAAAGUACGUCAUCGGUGAUCCACUCGACAGAUCCACCAAUCAUGGACCACAAAAUCACAAAGCUCAUUUGGACAAGCUCAUCGAGUACGUUCAGAAGUCAGUUGCCGGCGGGGCGAAGCUUGUGCUGGGCGGUGAACGACUCAAACGACCGGGUCUUUUCUUCCCACCGACAAUUCUCGCAGAAGUUGAGGACGACAACUUCGCCGCCAUAGAAGAGUCAUUUGGUCCAAUUAUGUGCGUCAGCCGAUUCGACGACGACGAUAUCGACACCGUGAUACGACGCGCGAAUAAGACUGAGUUCGGACUGGCAGCAGGAGUCUUCUCAAAGGAUGUGUCAAAGGUUCUGCGUGUUGCGGACAGAUUACAAGCCGGUACCGUAUUCAUAAACACCUAUCAGAAAACGGAUGUUGCCGCUCCAUUUGGUGGAUUCAAACAAUCUGGUUUUGGAAAAGACCUCGGUUACGAAGCAUUGAACGAGUAUCUACAGACGAAAACGAUCACAUUCGAAUAUUAA